AUGGCAAACAGCACGGAACUUCGGUCCAUUAUCUCAGAGCUUCACAAUGCUCUCAACCGGAAGCAGCUCGAUGCCGCCAACAACCUCCUCAGCCGCGCAAAGCGAACCCUUCUCCUUCAGAAUGCCCUCAUUCCCACAUCUACCACGUCGCCCGAGCUUAUUGCUCUAGCCCGUGAAGUCCUCGAACUGGGAGCCCUUGCCUCUAUCAGACAAACCGACGCCCAAGGCUUCACACGAUACUAUCAGCAGCUGCAGCCUUUCUACGACCUUGAGAGGGACAGCACAACUUCGUCAAAGAUCGACACGAGGACGAGUCAGCGCAGCAAGAUCACAGGGCUGUACCUGAUGCUCCUGUUGAGCAUGGGUGACAGCACUACGUUCCACACCGUUUUGGAGGGUCUGGUCGAGGAGGCGAGUCUGCAGGGCAAGCGCGUGGAGGAUGACCCGUUUAUCAAAUAUCCUGUUGAUCUGGAGAGGAGCUUGAUGGAAGGAAGUUACGACAAGGUGUGGAAGGAGACCAACUCGGAGAGAGUGCCUUCGGAGGACUUUGCUCUAUUUUCUAACGUUCUUGUCGGUACCAUCCGCAGUGAGAUCGCUGACUGUUCUGAGAAGGCGUACCCUUCACUCCCCAUUUCCAACGCCAAGAACCUUCUCUUCCUCGACUCCGAGGGCGCAGUCAUCGAGUUUGCGCAGCAGCGGGGAUGGGUUCUCCGUGACGGACGGAUAUACUUCCCAGUUGAACCCGAGGCCGCGGCACGGUCCGAGAAGGAUAUUCUGGUAGCAAGCAGCACAGUCAUCGAGAACACGAUAGGCUAUGCUCGCGAAUUGGAGACGAUCGUCUAA
Molecule: messenger RNA, 843 nt
Organism: Aspergillus clavatus NRRL 1
Lineage: Eukaryota; Fungi; Ascomycota; Eurotiomycetes; Eurotiales; Aspergillaceae
Gene: rpnL
Product: proteasome regulatory particle lid subunit rpnL
Exons: 2
Coding region: 1-843 (280 amino acids)
Biological process (GO): proteasome-mediated ubiquitin-dependent protein catabolic process
Cellular component (GO): cytosol; proteasome regulatory particle; nucleus
Source: RefSeq, a predicted model, not a curated record